Messenger RNA from Pongo pygmaeus (Bornean orangutan), 1654 nucleotides. It is a transcript of the gene PSMD13, whose product is annotated as proteasome 26S subunit, non-ATPase 13. The record is from RefSeq and is a predicted model, not a curated record. The coding region runs from base 146 to 1276 and encodes 376 amino acids. The transcript is spliced from 13 exons. Gene Ontology annotation, molecular function: structural molecule activity. Gene Ontology annotation, cellular component: nucleus; proteasome regulatory particle, lid subcomplex; cytosol. Gene Ontology annotation, biological process: ubiquitin-dependent protein catabolic process. NCBI's taxonomy places the organism in Eukaryota, Metazoa, Chordata, Mammalia, Primates, Hominidae.
GGGGCCCGCCCGCCCCCGGCCGGCUACGUCGCUCCCAGCCUGCCCCGCGCCGCGCGGCGCCGGAAGUGAGUGAGCAUUUCCGGCAGCCAUCCCGGCGGCGCUGACAUCCCGGUUGUUGUUCUGUGCCGGGGGUCUUCGUGCUGUCAUGAAGGACGUACCGGGCUUCCUACAGCAGAGCCAGAGCUCCGGGCUCGGGCAGCCCGCUGUGUGGCACCGUCUGGAGGAGCUCUACACGAAGAAGUUGUGGCAUCAGCUGACACUUCAGGUGCUUGAUUUUGUGCAGGAUCCGUGCUUUGCCCAAGGAGAUGGUCUCAUUAAGCUUUAUGAAAACUUUAUCAGUGAAUUUGAACACAGGGUGAAUCCUUUGUCCCUCGUGGAAAUCAUUCUUCAUGUAGUUAGACAGAUGACUGAUCCUAAUGUGGCUCUUACUUUUCUGGAAAAGACUCGUGAGAAGGUGAAAAGUAGUGAUGAGGCAGUGAUCCUGUGUAAAACAGCAAUUGGAGCUCUAAAAUUAAACAUCGGGGACCUACAGGUUACAAAGGAAACAAUUGAAGAUGUUGAAGAAAUGCUCAACAACCUUCCUGGUGUGACAUCGGUUCACAGUCGUUUCUAUGAUCUCUCCAGUAAAUACUAUCAAACAAUCGGAAACCACGCUUCCUACUACAAAGAUGCUCUGCGGUUUCUGGGCUGUGUUGACAUCAAGGAUCUACCAGUGUCUGAGCAGCAGGAGAGAGCCUUCACGCUGGGGCUAGCAGGACUUCUCGGCGAGGGAGUUUUUAACUUUGGAGAACUCCUCAUGCACCCCGUGCUGGAGUCCCUGAGGAAUACUGACCGGCAGUGGCUGAUUGACACCCUCUAUGCCUUCAACAGUGGCAACGUAGAGCGGUUCCAGACUCUGAAGACUGCCUGGGGCCAGCAGCCUGAUUUAGCAGCUAAUGAAGCCCAGCUUCUGAGGAAAAUUCAGUUGUUGUGCCUCAUGGAGAUGACUUUCACACGACCUGCCAAUCACAGACAACUCACUUUUGAAGAAAUUGCCAAAAGUGCUAAAAUCACAGUGAAUGAGGUGGAGCUCCUGGUGAUGAAGGCCCUUUCGGUGGGGCUGGUGAAAGGCAGUAUAGACGAGGUGGACAAACGAGUCCACAUGACCUGGGUGCAGCCCCGAGUGUUGGAUUUGCAACAGAUCAAGGGAAUGAAGGACCGCCUGGAGUUCUGGUGCACGGAUGUGAAGAGCAUGGAGAUGCUGGUGGAGCACCAGGCCCAUGACAUCCUCACCUAGGGCCCCCUGGUUCCCCGUCGUGUCUCCUUUGACUCACCUGAGAGAGGCGUUUGCAGCCGAUCAAGCUGGCUGCUCAGACGGUCGACAUUGAAUUUGGGUGGGGGUUGGGAUCCUGUCUGAAGUACAGACUGUUCUUGCUCUAAAAACAGGACUGUCCCUGAUGGGGGCCAGGCCACAGGGAGGAGGCUUCUUUGUGGGUCUCUCCUGCAGAGGGUGGGGGUCUCACGGUCUUAGGUGAUAAGGGAGAGAAAACGCGCGAGGCAGGAAGUCACCUAAAGUCUGUGUAUUCCAAGGUUGAUCUCCAUCCCCAUCCACCUGUACAUCUUUUCCGUUGUGGUUUGAGAAUGUUCCUAUAAUAAACCCAUCUGCUUUGUUCUU